This is a messenger RNA of Bombyx mori (domestic silkworm), 1881 nucleotides long. Its product is annotated as lipase member H-B. Gene Ontology annotation, molecular function: lipase activity. The transcript is spliced from 2 exons. The coding region runs from base 768 to 1712 and encodes 314 amino acids. NCBI's taxonomy places the organism in Eukaryota, Metazoa, Arthropoda, Insecta, Lepidoptera, Bombycidae. Gene Ontology annotation, biological process: lipid catabolic process. The record is from RefSeq and is a predicted model, not a curated record.
AUCAACUUUAUUUUAUUCACAAUGAUUUAUAAAAAAUAUAUAUACAAAGAAACUGCUAUUUAUAUGAAUAAUAAUAAUAACCAUCAUCACGUAGACUAUAUAUUAGACGCUGUAUAGCCAUCAUACUAAGACUAUACAUAAAUAAUAAAAAUCUUACGUUACGGACGUUUUUUCCCGGUUAUGGUACCCCUCCGCGUCGUCCCAUAAGGAACUUCGUUCCAAAACUUUCUAUUCACUGUAUUUUCAUUGAGCCGUAAACGAGUUGAAUUCAAAAGACAAUUUUACCCGAUGCAGAUGAGCAACCAUUAAAAUGGAACUGCUUGCCAGGUCGACGCACCGUUAGCGAAUUGCCGAAACUAAGCACCUGCUUGUGUAUUCACAUCCCGUUGUGUGUGUACGGCUAUAGAAACUUCAUAAGGUUCGUUCCAAAUAGCCAUUUCACCGGUGCUAGGGCGCUUUGUGGCCCUAAAUAGCUUCCUACAUCUGCUAAUUAAAUUAACAAUGUUAAACAAUAUAACUGCCACUCUAGAAGAUCCUUCAACAGUGUGUCACUAAUGAAACUAGUGGUCCCGCAGUAGUCGAAAUUCGAUUAUAAUUAAUUGGAAUUCUAUGUUUGUACACUAUUAUGAUUGUAUUUUAUACUUCUAUAACCACAAAUUUCGCCAAGACUACACUACACUAUAAAAAUAUUAACAAAGACAAGCAAUAUUUAAUCUAUACUCAAUUUGACAACAGACGUCAAGAACAAAAGUUUGACAAUAAAUAGUAUGCAUGCGUGUGUGCGUCAAAUACAUGGUGAAGUGCUUCCACUAAAUAUUCUCUUCUCGCGUCAAGUGACCCUCGAGUCUUCACACCUGGACGUAGUGGAAUUCAUGAAAGCCUCACGCCGAACGUAUAAGCUUACCAAAGCUCAUCUUAAAAUCAGGCCCAUGAAACUUAAAAGCCUGGUUCUCUACAUCCCAGGGUGGUGGAACACGCCUAAUGAUGAGUCUUCUGUGGCUAUAGUGAACUCUUUACUACAGAGGAAUACUGUAGUAUUUCUAUUAGACACAUGCCUCUCUUUCUGCAGAGGAUACGUCGACUCAGCGUCACGAAUCACAGCCAUAUCGAACUCUUUGUUCUCCUUCAUGGAGAAGUUACACCAAGAUGGAUUUCCUAUGGCUUCAGUUCAUAUUGUCGGCUUCAGUUUAGGUGCUCACGUGGCAGGCGCUGCUGGCAGAUUGGUUCACUCCAAACUGUACAGUAAAUUCGGUAAGAUCACAGCUUUGGACCCCGCACGGCCAUGCUUCGCGAGAACCGACAAUAAACUUGAGAAAAAUGAUGCGUUAUUCGUGCAAGUAAUUCACGCCAGCACCGGGGUCCUGGGAGUCGAAGAGGCGACCGGCCAUGUAGAUGUCUACAUCAACGGUCUGUCCGGGAAGCAGCCGGAAUGUAGAAACAUGAGUAUCACCUUCGAAUGCGAUCACGCUCAAGCCUGGAAAUUAUAUUCUGCGUCUGUUGUGAACGAAAAUUCACUUACAGGCAGAAGAUGUGAGAGCUGGCGGGAGUUAGAAAGAGAAAAUUGCACUGGAGAUGAGACUGUUCUUGGCUAUGGCUGUCGAUCGGAUGUCAAAGGAGUUUUCUUGUACAAGUCGAAGGAAAGUAAAAAAAGGCAAGCGGUUAAAUUGAAAGUGUUCAAUCCUUUAGAUUUUAGAACAUGGUUUUCGAGAUAGUGUUUUAAAUGUUUCGGUGUGACACCUCCUUUGGGAUCUGCAAAAUUGUAAAGUAGGUACAAGAAUUGGUAGUUAUUAAGUGGGAAGAUGAUUUAGUUUUCAUUGUAUUUAUAGCUCUUGGCUGUGAUUUGCGAUUUCAAUUUAAAUAUUAAAGGACUUUUUAAUUUUG